UCAACCGCAAAGAGAUGCUCAACGCGUUCAGGCACAAUGAACCGACGGCUGCGGCAGUACACACGGCUUUAAUGUGAGCGUUUGUACACACUGUCAGAUCUGAAGAUGACGGGCCAGGCGGCAGAGAGAGACCGGUCGCCCCACAACCUGUCGGUGAAGACCCCCCUGGAGGAGGAGAUCGGGAGAGCUGAGAGCAUUUUCAGCAGGGUGCCAUCUGUCUGUGAUGACACAUCCUCAGAGCUGCAGAGAGUCGCCGCUCUCGACCCCCACGGAGGCAAUUCCAGGAAUUCCUUUCAAAGGAUUGGAGCCGUCUCAAGACUGGUCAGCCUGGUGGUGAGGCUGAGGGAAUGGGCACACAGGAGUCUGCUGGAGGAGGAGCGGCCAGACUCCUUCCUGGAGCGCUUCCGUGGCCCUGAGCUGAGGACGGCUCCCAGCCGCAUCAGCAACACACAGCCAGAUGCCAACGGCACCAGCGCCAAAGGCAUCUUUAAAAAAAAGUGGGAUUUGUUUGUGGUGUCCCCGUCCGAUAACGCCUACUACCGCUGGUUAUUUGUUAUCGCCAUAGCGGUGCUGUACAACUGGUUCCUCGUUGUUGCAAGGGCAUGCUAUGAUGAGUUACAGGUGAGGAAUUACAUCUGCUGGCUGGUGUUGGACUACCUCUCUGACACCGUGUACAUCAUGGACACUUGUGUCCGACUACGCACAGGGUUCUUGGAACAAGGCCUGCUGGUGAAGGACCACGCCAAGCUGAGGGACAGCUACGUCCGAACGCUGCAGUUCAAGCUGGAUGUGGUGUCCAUCCUGCCCACCGACCUGGCGUACAUCUCCACCGGCAUCAACACACCCCAGCUCAGGUUCAACCGCCUGCUGCGCUUCCCCCGCAUGUUUGAAUUCUUUGACCGCACCGAGACGCGCACCAACUACCCCAACAUCUUCCGUAUCUGCAACCUGGUGCUGUACAUCCUGGUCAUCAUUCACUGGAAUGCCUGCAUCUACUACGCCAUAUCCAAGUCUUUGGGAUUCGGCUCGGACACUUGGGUGUUCCCCAACAACUCCAAACCAGAGUUUUCCUCCCUGACGCGGAGUUACGUCUACUGUCUGUACUGGUCGACGCUGACUCUUACCACCAUCGGGGAGAUGCCUGCACCUGUGCGAGAUGAAGAGUACCUGUUUGUGGUCUUCGACUUUCUUGUCGGGGUGCUGAUCUUUGCCACGAUCGUGGGAAACGUUGGCUCUAUGAUUGCCAACAUGAAUGCCACCCGUGCUGAGUUUCAAGCGCGGAUCGACGCCAUCAAGCACUACAUGCACUUCCGUAAAGUCAGCAAAGAACUGGAGACGCGCGUCAUUAAAUGGUUCGACUACCUGUGGAUCAACAAGAAAGCCGUGGACGAGCAGGAGGUGCUAAAGAACUUGCCAAACAAGCUGCGGGCUGAGAUCGCCAUCAAUGUGCACCUGGAGACCCUGAAGAAAGUGCGCAUCUUUCAGGACUGUGAGGCAGGACUGCUGGUUGAGCUGGUGCUCAAACUACGACCGCAGGUCUUCAGUCCAGGAGACUACAUCUGCAGAAAGGGGGACAUAGGUAAGGAGAUGUAUAUCAUCAAGGAGGGGAAGCUGGCUGUGGUGGCCGACGACGGGGUUACACAGUACGCUCUCCUCACCGCUGGCAGCUGCUUUGGCGAAAUCAGCAUUCUGAACAUAAAAGGUAGCAAAAUGGGAAAUCGACGGACAGCCAACAUCCGCAGCUUGGGUUACUCUGACCUCUUCUGCCUCUCCAAGGAUGACUUGAUGGAGGCAGUGACCGAGUAUCCGGACGCCAAGACCGUGCUGGAGGAAAGGGGCCGGGAGAUCCUGAUGAAGGAGGGCCUGUUGGAUGAGAACGUGGAGAGCGGAGGGCUGCAGAAAGAGGACACGGAGGAGAAGGUGGAGAGGCUGGAGUCGUCCCUGGACAGCCUCCAGACUCGCUUUUCCCGUUUACUCAGCGAGUACACGCACACUCAGCAACGGCUGAAGCAGCGGAUCACUCUCCUGGAGCGGCAGCCAUAUCAAAUGGACUGCGGCGCGGAUGCGAACCAGGACACCGGCACACAUGCAGAGACGUCCAGUGAAGCAGAGCCCGUGUCUCCAUGUCAGAAUAAUGUGCAGAUAGAGGACAAGAAGAGCACGACAUGAAAACAUUAACUGUGUCGUUUAGGAGAAUAGAGACUUUCUGAGAUACUUGACUCAGACUCAUUAAGAGUACAGCAGAAACCUCACCCCUGGACUUUACAGCCACUGUGCGAAUGUUCCAUCAGUUAAAUGGAGUGUAAAGAGAUGACCACAUGUCAAUAAACAUGAAAAGAAAGCUGACAACAUGGCCACACCCAAACAGUUUUUGAGUUCUUGAUUUUGCCAAAACCCAGUGAGUUGAAUGUGUUUAAAUGUCAGCUUUAGUCACUUCCCAGGAGAUACCAAAUUACAGCAUGGAGAAAACAUGUCUGAUGAGAAAAUAUAAAGUCAGCAUAUUAAGUUAAAAUGUCUUCUUGGUUUUU
Scophthalmus maximus (turbot) is the source of this 2528-nucleotide messenger RNA. It is a transcript of the gene cnga2b, whose product is annotated as cyclic nucleotide gated channel subunit alpha 2b. The record is from RefSeq and is a predicted model, not a curated record. Gene Ontology annotation, biological process: monoatomic cation transmembrane transport. Gene Ontology annotation, cellular component: intracellular cyclic nucleotide activated cation channel complex; plasma membrane. Gene Ontology annotation, molecular function: cGMP binding; protein-containing complex binding; intracellularly cGMP-activated cation channel activity. Bases 106 to 2169 code for a protein of 687 amino acids. NCBI's taxonomy places the organism in Eukaryota, Metazoa, Chordata, Actinopteri, Pleuronectiformes, Scophthalmidae. The transcript has 6 exons.